AUGGAAGAGAAAUAUAUAGGUUUAGCACUAGCCGUCUCGUCUUCUUUUGCCAUAGGCUCAUCCUUUGUUCUCACAAAACUCGGCCUCUUAAAAGAUGGAUCACGUGGUGAGUCCUAUACUUACGUCAAGAACCCUGUUUGGAUUUUAGGUACUGCUCUUAUGGCCAUUGGAGAAAUAGCCAACUUUGCUGCCUAUACUUUUGCACCGCCUAUCCUAGUCACUCCUUUGGGUGCUCUUUCCGUCAUUAUUGGUGCCGUUCUUGCAGCCAUAUUUCUCAAGGAAACCUUGGGUGUUCUUGGAAAGAUGGGAUGUGCCAUUUGUUUGCUUGGAUCCGUCAUUAUUGUUCUUCAUGCUCCUGGUGAUAAGGAGGUGACCACAGUCGACGAAAUAUUGGAUUAUGCUGCUCGUCCCAUGUUUCUACUGUAUGCUACUGCAGUGGUAGUGUUUUCCUUCUUUAUGAUCUACAAAGUUGCGCCUAAGUACGGCUCGCAGAAUCCUAUGGUGUACAUUUCAAUCUGCUCUGCGGUCGGUUCCAUUUCUGUUUGUGCCAUUAAGGCUUUUGGUAUUGCUCUUAAGUUGACAUUUGGUGGAAGUAACCAGUUUACACACGUCUCCACCUACCUAUUUAUUAUCACAGUUGUUGUCUGCAUUUUGACACAGAUGACCUUUUUCAAUAAGGCCUUAGCACAGUUCGAUACUUCCAUUGUCAAUCCGCUCUACUAUGUUACUUUCACUACAGCCACACUUUUGGCUUCUUUUAUUCUAUUCUCUGGUUUUAAUACCACUUCUGCUGUUGAUGUCAUAUCUUUACUCUGCGGCUUCCUUAUCAUAUUUUCCGGUGUAUACAUUCUCAACAUUUCAAGGAAAAAUCCUGAGGAGGUUAGUCGUGAAGAGUUUUUCUCUACCAAUAAGGAUGGAUUAAGUGAUAUCUCCUUGAACAAUGAUAUCUCUGCCUAUCAGAUCCGAAAGUCCAUUGAAACGAAAAGACCAAAACUACAUCAGGGUACAACCAGCAUUAACAAUACCGACCAGUAUUAUCAGAUUCCUAACGAAAAUUCAGCCUCUUCAGCUAGAAGAUCGGAUAGUUUCGAAUUGUGA
This is a messenger RNA of Brettanomyces nanus, 1098 nucleotides long. RefSeq lists its product as uncharacterized. Gene Ontology annotation, molecular function: magnesium ion transmembrane transporter activity. Gene Ontology annotation, biological process: magnesium ion transport. The record is from RefSeq and is a predicted model, not a curated record. Bases 1 to 1098 code for a protein of 365 amino acids. Gene Ontology annotation, cellular component: membrane. NCBI's taxonomy places the organism in Eukaryota, Fungi, Ascomycota, Pichiomycetes, Pichiales, Pichiaceae. The transcript has a single exon.